Messenger RNA from Rhineura floridana, 602 nucleotides. RefSeq names its product kelch like family member 36 (gene KLHL36). Lineage: Eukaryota; Metazoa; Chordata; Lepidosauria; Squamata; Rhineuridae. Gene Ontology annotation, molecular function: cullin family protein binding. The transcript has 3 exons. The coding region runs from base 199 to 573 and encodes 124 amino acids. The record is from RefSeq and is a predicted model, not a curated record.
GGCGCCUUCCUCCUCCUGCAGCCUGAGCGGAAUGUCAAGGCCAGGAGGAGGCCUGACUCCCCCUCUUGCAGCAACUGCCGCUGCUCCAAGACUGGCUUGCACUCGUCCGCGUCGAGGUGUGAGAGACGAGAGAUCGGUUUUCUUCUUUUCUAGGAGCACCUGGCUCCAGUUGUCAUUGGGAUUGUAAGAAGCUACACAAUGAUGGAGGGAACUAGACAAGCAAGGAUUCCUCACCCAGACAAGAUAUGUGAAUCCUCAAAGGUGUACAAAUGGGCUGAUGACUCCACUCUAGUUCUUCAGAGCUUGAAUGAACAGAGGCACCGGGGUCUCUUCUGUGACAUUGUUCUGGUUGCGGAUGAGCAGAGGAUCCCCGCCCAUCGGAAUAUUUUAGCUGUCUGCAGUGAUUACUUCAACUCCAUGUUCACCAUUGGGAUGCGGGAAGCCUAUCAGAAAGAGGUUGAGAUCUUUGGAGCGUCCUACGUUGGCCUCAAAGCCGUAGUGGAUUUCCUGUAUGGGUGCGAGCUCUCCCUUGAUGGUAGUAAUGUUGACUACAUUUUGAAAUGCAGAAUAUAGUGGGACUAUUACUUCCCUCGACCUGGAAA